AUGGAUACGUUACGUUUUUUAAUUUUGCUCUUAUGGAUGUGUAGCUGCAGGACAGGGCAGGCACAGCACAGUCUGCAGAAAACACAAAGAGAAGAUGCAGUAGUGCUGACCUCCUGUGACUUUAACCAGGACAGCGACCCGUUCUGCAGGUUCAGCCAGGACACCGCAGACAACAGUGACUGGACCCGACAUAAGGGUCCAACCCCAACACCUGGCACUGGUCCUAGCGGAGACUACCCUGAUGGAAAGGGAUUCUACAUCUACCAUGAGUGUGACAAUGUCUCUAAUGGGCAGAACGCUCGUCUGCUGAGCCCUGCCCUCUCACCAUCGGCCUCUCAGAUUUGUGUCCAGUUUUGGUACUACAUGUACGGCUCUGAUAAUCAGAAUACAUUGAAGGUUUUGGCCAAGAGACCCAGUGGAGAGGAAGAGGUCUGGAAGAAGACUGGAAUCCAGAGCCCAUCCUGGCUCAAGAGCUCCAUCACUGUGUCCAAACCCAGCAGUCAGAGUGUCAGCAUUGUGUUUGAAGCGCAGAGAGGAUCCUCUGCUUCCUGUGACUCGGCUCUGGACAACAUUGUUAUUACUGAGGGAGCAUGUCCCUCUUGUGUUUCUGGCUGUGAUUUUGACAAUCUUGGUGACCUGUGUGGUUGGACGACUCAAACUGAGAAUCCUGAUAUAUUUGGCUUUGAGCAGUGGAUUGGGCAAACAGAUACCGAAGGCACUGGACCUGAUGAUGACUUCUCUAAACCUGGAUUGGGUGCCUACAUGUUGUUGGAUUCUUUCGGAGCUAUUCCUGGGGUCAGUGCUCAGAUCAGAAGUCCUCUGUUAACCCCCUCCUCUGGCUGUCUGGACCUCAUGUUCCACUACUACCUGUAUGGUACCAGCACCACCAUGGAGCUCAGUGUCCACACCAUCACAGCAGGUGGAAGCCUUGGACCUGCUCUUUUCACUGUCAGGGGGAACCAGGGUCAAGCCUGGAAACCUGCAGAGGUCCGCUACCUGGGAACUGCUGCUAUUCAGUUUGUGAUCGUGGGUACCUUUGGAGAAACUCCACAGACAGAUAUUGCUGUUGAUGCUGUGUGUGUCAUGGCCUGCAAAGCUCAGCCAACAACUGCUUUACCACCAGUAACAACACCAAGACCAAGUACACCUCAACCAACAACUCCAAGACCGACUACGCCUAAACCAACAACUCCUGGGCCAACAACACCAAAACCAACAACUGCUGGGCCAACCACGCCAAAACCAACAACUCCUGGGCCAACAACACCAAAGCCAACAACUGCUGGGCCAACAACGCCAAAACCAACGACGCCAAAGCCAACAACUGCUGGGCCAACAACGCCAAAGCCAACAACUGCAGGGCCUACAACGCCAAAACCAACAACGCCAAAGCCAACAACUCCUGUGCCAACAACACCAAAACCAACAACUGCUGUGCCAACAACGCCAAAACCAACAACUCCUGGGCCAACAACACCAAAGCCGACAACUGCUGGCCCAACAACGCCAAAACCAACAACUGCUGGACCAACAACGCCAAAACCAACAACUGCUGGGCCAACAACACCAAAACCAACAACUCCUGGGCCAACAACACCAAAACCAACAAGUGCUGGGCCAACAACGCCAAAACCAACAACUCCUGGGCCAACAACACCAAAGCCAACAACUGCUGGGCCAACAACACCAAAACCAACAACUCCUGUGCCAACAACACCAAAACCAACAACUGCUGGGCCAACAACACCAAAACCAACAACUCCUGGGCCAACAACACCAAAGCCAACAACUCCUGGGCUAACAACACCAAAACCAACAAGUGCUGGGCCAACAACACCAAAACCAACAAAACCAUGUCCUCCUGAUGCUGAGUACAUAGACUGUGGUCCAGCUUGUAUCCCCACCUGUAUGGAACCCUCCACCAACUGUACUGGCUCCUGCAUCAGUGGCUGCUUCUGUAAACCAGGGUUUGUCUUCAAGGGACGCCGCUGUGUGCCACUGGAGCAAUGUGGCUGCCUGGAUGACCAGAAUAACUAUUAUGAGCCUGGUGAGAUUGUAUUUGGCGAUGGCUGCUCAAAGCUGUGUCGCUGUGCAGGGAACUACACUUUGGAUUGUGUUGAUAACUCCUGUGACCCCACCGAAGAGUGUCGCUAUGUUAAUGGUGUUGCGGGCUGCUAUCCUAAAGGCACAUCCACAUGCAUUGCGUCUGGUGAUCCCCACUACACCACCUUUGACAAACGCAAGUACAACUUCAUGGGCAGCUGCAGCUAUCUGAUGACUUCAGCCUGCAAUGAAACGGCACUGCCAUACUUUGAGGUCCAUGCUGACAAUGAAAAUCGCUAUAACAGGCCCACCAUCUCCUAUGUGAAAGCCGUGCACGUUUAUGUGCACAUGCUGAAGAUCUCCAUUCUCAAAGGUGGCACUGUGCAGGUGAAUGGGACCAAUGUAAAUCUGCCAGUGACUCUGCCCCCUAGUGUCUCUGUGUUCAAGUCUGGAAAGCACUACACUGUGUCCAUGAGCUUUGGCGUGACUGUUCGCUACGAUGGAAACCACUACAUGGACAUCAAAGUGAUCAAAGACUAUCAGGGCAAGCUGUGUGGACUGUGCGGCGAUUACGAUGGAGAUGCCAAAGACGACUUCCGUAAGCCAGAUGGAUCAUUGACCAACAACGCCAAUGACUUCGGACACAGCUGGAAUACUGAUCCCGAGUGUAAUAAGAAACCCAACACCACCAUCCCUGGAUGUGAUGAAGGACAGCAGGAAGUGUAUGAGAGCUCUGGAUACUGUGGCAUCCUGCUGGACAAAAAGGGUCCUUUCGCUGUGUGCCACCCCAAAAUCAACCCCAAUAGUUAUUUCAAGGACUGUGUCUUUGACCUCUGUGAGCUGGAUGGAGCUAAGCCCAUUCUGUGUGAAGCAAUUGAAGCCUACGUCAAUGAGUGCCAGGACCGUGGGGUCAACAUUGGACCCUGGAGGAAUGAAACUUUCUGUCCCCUGAGCUGCCCCCCCAACAGCCACUAUGAGCCCUGUGCAGACCCCUGUCAGGAGACGUGUUCUGGAAAACCUCCCUCCUGUGGUGGGCCCUGCUCUGAAGCCUGUGUGUGUGAUCCUGGCUACGUCCUGAGUGGCAGCAAGUGCAUCAAAAAGAGUUCAUGUGGCUGCAGACACACUAAUGGCCAGUAUUAUGAGCCCGGAGAGGAGUUUUAUGUAGAGGACUGUAAGCUGAAGUGUAGGUGUAAUCCUCCCUUCGUUACCUGUGUGGCCUCUGAAUGUCCCCCAAUGCAUGAGUGUAAACUCCAGGCUGGAGAGUUGGGCUGCUAUCCCACUGGCUCUCAGGACUGUGUGAUCUCUGGAGAUCCUCAUUACAACACGUUUGAUAAGAAGUUCUAUAGCUUCAUGGGAACGUGUACCUACACACUGGCCCGAACCUGCAAGAACAACACAGGUCCUUGGUUCUCAGUGGAGGGGAAAAAUGAGGAGAGGGGGGUGUCAGGCGUGUCCUACCUGAGAAAACUCUAUGUCACUGUGAAUGGAAUCACGGUGACCAUGAUGAAGGCCAGAAAGACGCUGGUGAACGGACGGCGGGUGGCCCUCCCUAACUCCCCCUCUCCCGUCAUGUCUCUCAGCCUUGCGGGUCAGUACGUCACCCUGCAGACACCUUUUGGUCUCCAGGUGCGUUGGGAUGGAAACCAUUACGCCCAGAUCUCAGUUCCCAGCUCCUACUAUGACCAGAUGUGUGGUCUCUGUGGUGACUAUGACGGCAACCCAGACAAUGACUUCACCAAAGCAGACGGCACUGUGGUAGGAAAUGUCAAUGACUUCGGGAACAGCUGGCAGACCGAAGAGGAUGAGGAUGACUCGUGUACCCCAGGCACCAAGCCUGACCCAGACUGCGACCCCAAACUUGAGGCUGAGGUGGUGAAACCAGACAAAUGUGGCAAAAUUAAAGACUCUGCAGGACCCUUCAGGGAGUGUAUCAGUGUGGUGGAUCCCACUCCAUUCUUCCAGAGCUGUGUGUAUGACAUGUGUCAGUUCAAUGGCCAGCAGCAGGCACUGUGUGACCAGCUCCAGGCCUAUACUGAUGCCUGCCAGAGCGCUGGAGCCAAAGUCCACCAGUGGAGGACUCCGGACUUCUGCCCCCUGGAAUGUCCUCCCAACAGCUCCUACUCCUUGUGCGUGAGUUCGUGUCCAGAGACGUGUCUGGGUGUGGUCGGACCGCCGGGCUGUGAGGACGUGUGUGUGGAGGGUUGCGAGUGUGACCCUGGUUUCAUCCUGAGCAAUGACAAAUGUGUGGCACUGAAAGACUGUGGCUGUGUGGACAACAGUGGAACCUAUCACCCUGUGGGCGAUGACUGGUACAUUGAGGGUUGUGGGCAGAAGUGUGUGUGUCACAGUGGAGGUUUUAUCCAGUGUCACAACAGCAGCUGUAAACCGACCACUGAGAGCUGCCAGCUACAAGAUGGAGAAUAUAAAUGCCAACCUCUGGGAAGUGGUAUCUGCUCAGUAUCUGGUGAUCCUCACUACACCACCUUUGACAAAACCACUCACCAUUACAUGGGAGCGUGCUCCUACACCUUGACCAAACCCUGCAACUUUUCCUCUGACUUGCCGUACUUCACUGUGGACACCCAGAAUGAGCACAGAGGGAGUAAUAAGAAGGUCUCCUAUGUCAGGGCUGUGAUCGUCAAUGUGAACGGUGUGACUGUCAUCCUCAGCAAGGGCCGCACUGUGCAGGUCAAUGGGACAGUGGUCGUCCCACCUAUCACCUCUAUCGAUGGAGUUCAGAUCUACUUGAGCGGAAAGUUUGUUGUCCUGGAGACCUCCUUUGGCCUGAGGGUGCGUUUCGAUGGGAACCACCACGCUGACGUCACUGUGCCAGUCUCCUACAAUGGCCUACUCUGUGGCUUGUGUGGAAAUUUCAAUGGAAACCCAAAAGAUGACAACUUGAAACCAGACAAUACACCAGCUGCUAACACGAAUGAACUGGGAGACAGCUGGCGUGUUCCAGACCCACGGCCUGACUGCACCGAUGGUGGAGGACAGGAGGACUGUGAUGAGGACGUGGAGGAGGAGGCCAAGAAACCCACCAGCUGUGGCAUGAUCACUGAUCCCAAUGGUAUCUUUAAGCCCUGCCACUCCAUCGUGCUGCCCGGGCCGUACUUUGAAAACUGUGUGUAUGAUAUGUGUGGCACUGGAGGUCAGACCGUGGCUCUGUGCCAGGCCAUAGAGAGCUACGCCGACAUGUGUGCUGCUGCAGGAGUCCCCAUCACAUGGAGGAACAACACCUUCUGUCCUCUGAAGUGCCCCCCAGGCAGUCAGUACACCCCAUGUGGCCCUGCCUGUCCCCAGCCCAGCUGUCAGGACCCUGCAGGCCCUGGUGGCUCCUGCAACCAGCCCUGUGUGGAGGGCUGCAUCUGUAACCCUGGUUUAGUUCUCAGUGGAGACAAAUGUGUCCCACUCAGUGAGUGUGGAUGUACUGAUGAAGAUGGACAGUACAGGCCGGCGGGAGACACUUGGUUCACAGAGAUGAACUGCUCUGAGCGCUGCAAGUGCAACGGCAACCACAACAUCACCUGCGAGCCCUGGCAGUGCAGCCCUGCACAAGAGUGUAAAGUGGUGGAAGGAGUACUGGACUGCCACUCUACAGGUAAAGGAGUGUGUCACGUGGCUGGAGAUCCUCACUACUACACCUUUGAUGGUGUGAUGCACACAUUCAUGGGCACCUGCACUUACACUCUGGUGGAGGUCUGUAACGCCACCAAGGUAACUCCCUUUAAGAUAGUGGCUAAAAAUGAGGAGCGUGGUCAGCCGGAGGCCUCCUAUGUUCGCUCUGUCAAAGUCUACCUGCCUCAUGACACUGUGGUUGAAAUGCAGAAGAGCCGCAGAGUUCUGCUGAAUGACCGACGGGUGCGAACCCCAGUGUCCAUUGAGUUGGCCGGAGCCAAGGUGAUAAGCAGCGGAGCCUACAGCCUGCUGGACACAAACUUUGGUCUGCAGGUGAAGUUUGACGGAGUCCAUCACCUGGAGAUAACAGUUCCUGGGGAAUACUUCAACAAGCUGUGUGGCAUGUGUGGGAACUACAACCACAACUCCUCUGAUGACAACCUGAUGCCCAACAAGAAACCAGCCAAGGAUGUGAUCGAACUGGGGAACAGUUGGAAAUCAGAUGGCGACAGUGAUCCUGGCUGUCAGCCAGACACUCGCCCAGACAUCCACCCCAACUGCACUGCAGAAGAAGAGAAGCUGUUCGAGGCUCAGUGCGCUGGGAUCAUCCUCUCCAACCGCUUCAAGCCCUGCCACUCUCUGGUGCCCCCCGAAGCUUUUCUAGGUAACUGUGUCUACGACAUGUGUGAGUACGAUGGCAUGCAGGCGACGCUCUGUGACAACGUGGAAGCGUACGCUCAGGCGUGUCACAGCGCCGGAGUCACCAUCAGCUGGAGGAACAACACCUUCUGUCCCCUGCCAUGUCCUCCUAACAGCCACUACUCAGACUGCACCACCCCUUGCCCCCCAACCUGCUCCGACCUCUUCCCCAUCUUCUGCCACCUCCCUCCAACCACCUGUGUGGAGGGCUGCCAGUGUGACGCCGGAUACGUGCUCAGUGACAACAAGUGUGUUCGUCUGGAGAAAUGUGGCUGUCUGGACCUCAGUGGAGAGUACCAUGAUGUGGGAGACUCAUGGCUGACAGAAAAAUGUACUAACUCGUGUGUCUGUAACCUUGGCGGCAAAAUCACAUGUAAGGACCACAGCUGUAAUUCCAACUCAGUUUGUGCCCUGGACAAAUAUGGAGACUUCUACUGCAAACCCACCAAGUUUGACAAGUGCAGCAUUUCUGGGGAUCCCCACUACCGAACAUUCGACGGUUUCGUCCAUCACUUCCAGGGUCCCUAUACCUACACCCUGACUCAGGGCCACAACCUGCAGAACUUCCUGUCACCCCUGUCGGUGAGGGGGAAGAACAUCAGACGUGGAGGGAACAGGAGGGUGUCGUUCCUGGAUGAGAUGUACAUUGAUGUUUACGGUGUCAAUGUUCGCUUCCUGCAGAAGAAGAUGGUCCUGGUGAACGGGGAACGUGUUGCGCCUCCUCUCAGUCCAGUUAAUGGUUUGACCAUCACCAUGAACUCCAGGCAGGUCCAGCUCACCACUGAUUUUGGACUCACUGUACGCUUUGAUGGCAACAUUCGUGGAGAGAUCAUACUGCCCAGCACCUACAAGAACUCUGUCAGAGGGUUAUGUGGAAACUAUGAUGGCAUCACCAGAAAUGAGUACAUGAAACCAGACGGGACGGUGGUCAGGGACCUGAACAAAUUUGGAGAAAGCUGGAGAGCCAGCGACCGACAGGCUGACGGACCGAAGACCUACGACCUCCCUAACACAGUCCACAUCCAUAGGCGAGAGGCGGAGACCGAUCCCGACUCAGGAUUUGAGACAUCAGACUGCUCUCAGUCUCAGCUCAGUGAUUACAACAGUGCGGCUCAGUGUGGAGCGCUGUCUGAUUCGAAGGGACCGUUCGCUGCCUGCCAUGCCACCCUGUCCCCGAAAACCUUCCAGGAUGACUGUGUGUUUGACCUGUGUGCUGAGCAUGGCAGUGCAGCACUGCGUUGUGCCAAUUAUGAAGCCUACGCCGCAGCCUGUCAGGAGGCAGGAGUCAGACUGGGAUCCUGGAGGCAGCAGCUGGACUGUGCCCUCUCCUGCGAUGCCAACAGCACCUACUCCUCCUGCAUGUCGCCUUGUCCUGCCUCGUGCGCCGACCUGGCAGCGCCCUCCGAGUGUGACACCUCUUCCUGCAUGGAGGGGUGCCAGUGCGCUGGGGGCUUCGUCAUGAGUGAGGGAACCUGUGUGCCGUACACGCAGUGCGGCUGCACCUUCCUCAACAGAUACUACCCCCUGAAGGAGAUGUUUGUGACUGAGGACUGUUCUCAGUCCUGCGAAUGCACCAGCACCGGCGUCGUGUGCCAACCCAAGACCUGCCAGGACGGUUACGUCUGCGCCAUCUAUGACUUCAAACGCGAUUGCUACAGAGCGAGUCCCUGCCUCAGCUACCCGUGUCUGAACGGAGGAACAUGUAAGGAAACCAGCAACAGCACCUACACCUGUCAGUGCGCAGAGGGUUUCCAGGGCACCAACUGCGAGGUGGAGGUAGCGCCGAGCGGAGGACUGGAAACCAAGUGGAUCAUCCUGAUCGUGGUUCUGGUCUCAGCCGCCGUCAUCAUCAUUGUCACCACCAUUGUGUGUCUUUGCAGACGCAAAGCCAAGAAAAAGAAGUGCGAGGAGAAAAAUCUCAGCUUGAAAUCAACAAGUGUUCCAUAUACAAACAUAACUGAACAAAGAAACGACAAAGUGACCGCUAUGUGAUGACAAACUGCUUAUUCAGCUGCUCUUCAAAGAAAAAUAAAACCUUGCAAGAAAUGAAAUUUUUAGUUUGUGUCUUGUGAAAAGUGUGAAUAUCAUAGAUGUCAUAGAUGUCAUCCAUAUGUCCAUAUGUUGCCUUCUUAACUUAUCCUUUUGAUGUCAUUUUAGUCAGAUAUGUGUGUGCCUUAUUAAUGCAAUGUUCACUGUAAUGUUUUUUGGAAUGAAAUA
Toxotes jaculatrix (banded archerfish) is the source of this 8577-nucleotide messenger RNA. It is a transcript of the gene zanl, whose product is annotated as zonadhesin, like. Gene Ontology annotation, cellular component: extracellular matrix; membrane. The coding region runs from base 1 to 8352 and encodes 2783 amino acids. Lineage: Eukaryota; Metazoa; Chordata; Actinopteri; Toxotidae. The transcript is spliced from 52 exons. Gene Ontology annotation, molecular function: protein binding. The record is from RefSeq and is a predicted model, not a curated record.